Molecule: messenger RNA, 381 nt
Organism: Mesitornis unicolor (brown roatelo)
Lineage: Eukaryota; Metazoa; Chordata; Aves; Mesitornithiformes; Mesitornithidae
Product: glycine receptor subunit beta-like
Exons: 3
Biological process (GO): regulation of membrane potential; nervous system process; chemical synaptic transmission
Cellular component (GO): neuron projection; membrane; synapse
Molecular function (GO): transmembrane signaling receptor activity; extracellular ligand-gated monoatomic ion channel activity; chloride channel activity
Source: RefSeq, a predicted model, not a curated record
GAAUUCCAGUUGAUGUUGCAGUCAACAUCUUCAUUAACAGCUUUGGGUCAAUUCAAGAGACGACUAUGGAUUAUAGAGUCAACAUCUUUCUAAGACAGAAGUGGAAUGACCCCAGACUCAAGCUGCCCAAUGACUGGAGAGGAUCAGAUACGCUGACAGUGGACCCGACGAUGUUUAAAUGUCUUUGGAAGCCAGACUUAUUCUUUGCAAAUGAAAAAAAUGCUAACUUCCACGACGUCACGCAAGAAAAUAUCCUGCUUUUUAUAUUUCGGGAUGGGGAUGUCCUGGUCAGCAUGAGAUUGUCUAUUACUUUGUCAUGCCCUUUGGACUUGACCUUGUUUCCUAUGGACACACAGCGCUGCAAGAUGCAACUGGAAAGCU